Molecule: messenger RNA, 3895 nt
Organism: Loxodonta africana (African savanna elephant)
Lineage: Eukaryota; Metazoa; Chordata; Mammalia; Proboscidea; Elephantidae
Gene: AP5Z1
Product: adaptor related protein complex 5 subunit zeta 1
Exons: 18
Coding region: 406-2679 (757 amino acids)
Cellular component (GO): AP-5 adaptor complex
Source: RefSeq, a predicted model, not a curated record
CCCCUUUCCCUUGCAGCGCCUGGGGUGGGGCCUCAGAGACCGGCCCGCGGGCGCUGGGGCCUCAGAGACCGGCCCGCGGGCGCUGGGGCCUCAGAGACCGGCCCGCGGGCGCUGGGACCUGAGGGAGCCGGACUGGCACCGCUCUGCAGGCUUGGGGGGGACGGGGAAGCAAGGGAGAUUCAGGACGAGGAGCUGAGCAGGUUCUGCUCCCGGGUGGUGAAGCUGCUGCAGAAGGAUCCUGGGGCCGAGGCUGUCGAUGCCCUCCGGAGGCUUUUUCUCAUCGUCUCAGCCACAAAAUAUGGCAGGAAGCUAGAGAAGCCCUGCGUGGACCUGUUGCAGGCCACCAUCUGCUCACCCGCGUGCCCUGAGCAGCUCCAGCUCCUCUGUGCCGCCAUCUUGCGGGAGAUGGCCCCAUCCGAGGGCCUCAACCUGUCCUGUGACCACAUUCAGAAGAGCCGCACACUGAGCCUGGCGGCCUCUGUGCUUCUGGCCCAGGGCGACAGGCAAGACGAGGUCCGCAGCGUGGGGCAGCGAGCCCUGCACCUCCUGGAGGCUCGGCAGACCGAGGGACCCGGUCCGCGGGCCCUCCUCCCCGUGGUGUCGAAAGUGGUCAGCCUUGCACCGGGCACCCUGCCCGAAGCCCAGGCCGACAUGCUGCACAGGAGGCUGGUGGACUGGCUGCGCUACGCCAGCGUCCAGCAGGGGGUGGCACAGCCCUCCAGGGGCUUCUUCUCUGCUCCUCGAACAAGGCAGCCCGGGCCUGUCACCGAGGUAGACGGAGCGGUGGCCACCGACUUCUUCACAGUGCUCUCCACGGGCCAGCACUUCACAGAGGACCAGCGGCUGAACGUGCACGCCUUCUCCAUGCUGCGCACCUGGCUGCUGUUCAGUGGCCCUGCCAGCAGAGAUGCUAGCGAUGCAGAUGACAGGUCAGAGCUGGAAGGCUCUACCCUGUCUGUGCUCUCGGCCACCAGCGCCACCGCCAGCCACCUGCUUCCCCCCCAGCAGCAGCUGCGGGCCGGGGCCUUCGAGUACUGCCAGCGCCUCCUGGAGCAGAGCACUCGGCGAGCCCUGCGGAAAGGGGACUCAGACCUGCAAAAGGCUUGCCUGGUGGAGGCCGUGCUGUUGCUGGACGUGUUGUGCAGGCAGGAGCCAUCCUUCCUGUACCGUGCCCUGUCCUGCCUCAAGGCCCUGCUUGGGCGUCUGUGCGGGGACCCGGCCCAAGCCCGCACCUUGCUGCCCAUAGCCCGCUUCCUGCUGAGCCACGGAGAGGCGGCCGCGGUGGACUCGGAGGCUGUCUGCCAGCACCUGUUCACCAGCGUCCUGGCUGAUCUCUUCCCCAACCCCAUGCUGGCCUUCGAGUUUGCCCAGUUCUGCAGGGACAGCCUUCACCUCUUCAACCCAGACCAGGGCACCUUCAAGCUCAGCUUCCCGAACCUCUUCAAGCUCCUGGCCUGGCACAGCCCGGCCCUCACCUCAGAGUUCGUGGUGUUGCUCCCGGCGCUGGUUGACGCCAGCACCGCCGUGGAGAUGCUCCACACCCUGCUGGACCUACCAUGUCUGACUGCCGCUCUGGGUCUGCAGCUCAGCAGGUCAUCGCCAACAGCAUCAGAGCGACCGCUCUGGGAUGUCUCCCUCCGGCCCACCAGCUGCCUGGAGGGCUUCCGGGACCCUGAGUUCCAGGGUCUCUUCCAGUACCUGCUGCGCAGCAAGGCGGGGGGCGCCACAAAGAGGCUGGCUCCACUUCACCACCUGCUGCAGCCCAUGGCUAGCUGUGCCCGUGUGGUCCAGUGCGCUCAGGCCGUGCCUACCCUUCUUCAGGUGUUCUUUGCCGCAGUGACCCAGGCUCUAGCAUCCUCCCUCUCGAGUAGGGAACACCUGCCACAAUCCUGGCCCCCGCCUGCUCUGAGGAUCAGACGAGAUUCACCACAGAAGGGGCUACAGACCCCCAGCCCAUGCCAGGUGGCCAGCGGGGACCUAAGCGCCCAGUUAGCACUGGUGCUUCUGGAGAGGAGCAACUCCCUGUUCCAGGUGCCGCAGUACGAGGCCCAGGUGCACAGGGUGAUGAGCUCGCAGCUCCUGGCGCUGUGCAGGCUGCGCCCAGCCCUGGUGGUGGAGCUGGCCAGAGACCUGCUGGAGUUCGUGGGGACUGUGAGUGGCAUCCGCAGCCGGGAGAGCAUGUUCACAGCCGUGGUGUGGGCAAUCGGCGAGUACCUGGCAGUGUCAUAUGACAGGCGCUGCACCGUGGAGCAGGUCAACAGGUUCUUUGAGGCCCUGGAGGCUCUUCUCUUUGAGGUCACCCAGUCCCGCCGCUCUGCCACCCUUCCCCCAUAUCCACCGCAAGUCGUCACCGUCCUCAUGACCACACUGACCAAACUGGCAUCUCGUAGCCAAGACUUGAUCCCCAGGGUCUCUCUGCUCCUGUCCAAGCUGAGGGCCCUGCCCCAGGGUCCGGCCAUGGGCUCUGUGCCCCGGGACGAGGACACAGAUGCCAUCCGCAUGAGGGCCACAGAGCUGACCAACCUGCUCAAGAUGCCCAGCGUGGCCCAGUUCGUGUUCACACCAGGCAUGGAGGCCUCUACCCCACGUUUUCACCGUGAUGCCAACACUGCCCUGCCCCUCGCCCUGCACACAGUCAGCCGGCUGGUGGACAGGGAGGCCGGCCUCCUGCCGGCGUGAGGGCCAGGCUGCAAAUAGGAGCUUGGCGGGCCAGUCAGCAGUCAGGGGAAACUUGGGAGUAGGCUGGGCCCACAAUGCUGGCCAAGACAUGGUUACCUCCUCUGGAGGGGUCUCCUUCUAGACCUUUUUUCUGGGAUUUGUGCUGAGCAGUGCAAUCAGAAAGGUGAAACUACGCUGACAGGCCUCAGCCCUUGUACCGGACGGGAUGGGCUCUUGGUGUGUCCUUGUUUCUGGGCAGGAGAGGACACAUUGGAUAUAAAGCUCCCAUAAGUGUGUGUCAGCAACUUGGCUGUCCCUUCCCCAGCCAGGGAGCCGGAGGGGCCAGGCCACAGCCCUGAACCCAGGGCAGCACUCUGGGUGGGAGGCAUGGGCACAGGUGAGAGCCCACCAGGCAGACAUGCUGACUGCUCACAGCAUCCUAGUCCAGUCCACCUUUGUUUCUUGCCAAUAACUUGGGACUGUAGGGGCGCUGGGCCACGCUUACCUGGAGGUUCAAGGCAAGGCCCUGCAGCUUCUGAGCAGCACGGGAGCAGGGACGGGGUGGCUCCCCCCACCCAGGACCUGUCACCUGCCACCAGAAGCCGUGUUUAGAGCAAAUUCUGGUUCACUCUGGCGCUGUGUGAAGAGGGGGAGAUUCCUGAGUAGGUAAGACAUGGACUUGCCACCCUGCGUGGCCCCACCCACCGUUUCCCGCAGGUCAGGGAGCAAGCAGGAGGGUCUGGCUCCUAAACCAGCAGCCUGCAUCCAGCUCUGCGUGGGGACAAUGAGUAGCCGAGCUACCAAAGGGUCCCAUGGCUCCAUGGACCAUGCGCUCUGGCUCCUAGGGCCCCAGCACAGCUGUCCCUGCUGUGGUCACCCUACCUCACACUUUGCUCCACCAACACCCUAAAGGAGGCUGAGGGUGUCCAGGCACUGCCAAGUGACCUGCUGCCUCUCGGGCUGGGGAAUUCACUGCCUGCCCACUCCCUCCCUGGGAGGUUCUGAGGACCCAGUUGGGUAUAGCAAGUGAACGGCGGAGGGGCAGAGUUAGAAUCAAAGUAACUGCCUGUGAAAGUCAGCCUUGCGCCCCCCUGGGUGUCGCCCUGCAGCCCUCUCACAGGUGUGGUUGGCCACCGCCCACACCACCUGCAAGCACCACACUCUGAGAAUAGGAAAGAUAGUUUAUUGAAUCUGCACUCCAUAAACUCUGUAAACAUAAAGGCUCUAACAAACCUCA